Molecule: messenger RNA, 2808 nt
Organism: Mycena indigotica
Lineage: Eukaryota; Fungi; Basidiomycota; Agaricomycetes; Agaricales; Mycenaceae
Exons: 8
Coding region: 1-2808 (935 amino acids)
Biological process (GO): protein import into nucleus
Cellular component (GO): cytoplasm; nuclear membrane
Molecular function (GO): small GTPase binding
Source: RefSeq, a predicted model, not a curated record
AUGACGGCCUCUGCGGAUGUGCAGGCUGUUCUGGCUGCCAUCGAUGUGUUUAGUCGCGCGCCGGACAAAGUUUCGCUCGAUCAGGCCAACAACUGGCUUCAAGAUUUCCAGCACUCACCUGAUGCUUGGGCGACAUGCAAUGUCCUCCUGCGUACCCCAGAAAUACCCGCCGCAGCAAAACUAUUUGCCGCUCAGACUUUUCGCGCCAAAGUAACUUAUGAUCUCAGUCAAGUCGAUCCAGCGAAUUUGCCUGGUUUCAGAGAUAGCCUGGUGACCGCACUCGAGCAGCAUCACACUGGACCACGCACCAUCAUCGUCCAGCUUUGUCUGGCGAUUGCCGGGCUGGCGCUCCAGUUCCCCGCCUGGUCGCCAGACGCCGUCUCUUUUAUGAUCACUCACUUUGGGAGAAAUCCUGCCAGUGUGCCAGUAUUGCUGCAGUUCCUCGCGCUGCUUCCUGAAGAAAUCAACAACAACCACAGAAUACCAAUAACCGACGAUGAAUAUAUGGAGAGAGUGAACCAACUUCUCACUUACAAUGCGGAGCAAGUGUUGGAUCUGCUUGUCAUGUAUUUGCAGGCGCCAGGAGUCACGGUGACGGUCCAAGAGCAAGUUUUCCGCUGCCUUCGGAACUGGCUCGUCGCUGGAGAAGUCAAAAUCGCAAACUUGUCCAGUUCGCCCUUGUUUGCGUUCACAUUCGAGGCCCUGGCCUCGGAACAGCUUUUCGAUUCGGCGGUGGAUGUCAUUUGCGAGCUGAUCCACGAGACACAAGAAAUCGACGACAACAUGGCUGCCAUUGAGCUCAUCGUGACGCGCCUGAUUGCGCUCAAGCCUCAGCUUACUCAGCAACGAGAAGAUCCCGACAAAAUCAGAGGUUAUGCACGUAUUUUCAGCGAGGCUGGUGACGCAUAUCGGAGUUUGAUUAUCCAGCAUCCCGAGACUUUCUUUCCCAUUGUGGACGCGAUUGGAGAAUGCUCUGCAUACCCAGAUCUCGACAUCGUUCCUAUCACCUUCCCAUUCUGGAUGCGUUUUGCACAGGUUAUUGGAAAGCGGUCCUCCGUAUCCCCACUCUUCCUCGACGCGUAUCGCGCUCUGAUGGCGGUUAUUAUCAACCAUCUCCACUUCCCGCCGGAUAGUGCUCCGUUGGCUGGCCAGGAAGCGGAGGACUUCCGCUCGUUCAGGCAUAUCAUGGGCGACACGCUCAAAGACUGUUGUUUGGUUCUCAAAACCAACUCGUGUCUGCUUACAGCGUACCAAAUGAUUACUGCCGCUCUGUCGCGCAGCCCAGAGGCGGUCUCCUGGCAGGACAUUGAAGCGCCGCUUUUCGCCAUGCGGUCUAUGGGCGCGGAAAUCGAUGUCAUGGACGACGAGGCGGUCCCCAAAAUUAUCAACCUGAUCCCCUCCCUCCCCAAUCACCCGCGGGUUCGUUAUGCUGCCCUUCUCAUCAUUGCGCGCUACACCGAAUGGAUCAAUCGGCAUCCAGAGUAUAUUAGUGUUCAGCUGCAGUACGUCUCUGCAGGCUUUGAAGACGCCGACUCCGUGGUGGCUGGUGCCGCAGGGCAGGCGUUGAAAUAUCUCUGUCAGGAUUGUAAAGAGCACCUCGUCGAUUUCCUGCCCCAGCUGCACACGUUCCUCAGCUCGACGGGCUCUAAACUUUUGCAAGACGAUAGACAGCAGGUGUAUGAGGCGAUUGCUCAUGUCAUCUCCGCGAUGCCGAUGACGAGAGCCGCCGAAUCUCUGCGGACGUUCUCUGUCGAUAUACUGGCUCAAAUCCACGCCGUAACACUCAAACCGACGCCGGCAACAAAAGAAGAGCUCCAAAGCACGAGUGAUGCACUGGAAAAUCUGGAAGUGAUGCUGCGGAUUAUCCAAGGGUUUGGCGAGGACCUGCCUGCAACGUGCCAGACGAGCUGCAAAGAGGCGUGGACGGUUUUGGACGCGUUCUUGGCCAAAUACGGCAACGACUACGAGUCGUCGGAGCGGACGACCCGCGUGAUCCGCCACGGGAUUACGCUGUUUGGGGACACUGCGCUGCCGAUUGUGUCGUCUGUGAUCGCGAGGAUGUCGUUCUCGUUUGAGGCGACGGGGUACCCUAGCUACCUGUGGAUUGCGGGCAAGAUGAUUGACAGAUACGGGAACGAGGAGAAUGCGGACCUUCGGGGGUCGAUCCGGGAGGUGUACGAGCGGUCGACCAACACGGUUGUGUCGCUUUUGCAGGCAAAGUCGGCGAAUGACAUUCCGGAUGUGAUGGAAGACUACCUCCGGAUGCUGAAUGCUCUGGUUCCAGUUGCGCCAGACAUCUUCUUCGAGUCUUCAGCAUUUCCCCUGGUGUUCAAGGCCGCGAUGGAGGCCCUUACGCUUGUCCACAGCGACAUCAUCUUUGCCGCGCUGGACUUGUUCGUGCUUAUCCUGACACACGACUGUCUGAACCCGACUGUGUCGUCUCCGAAAUUCGCGGUCUACGCGGCGGCUGUGCAGGGCGUGAUCGCGAAGGACGGGCUGGGGUUCCUGACGUAUCUGGUGUCGGGGCUGGUGGGGGAGUUCCCGGGGGACUCGCUGUCGCUGGUGGUGUCGAUCCUGCGGGCGGUGGCGGUGCUAUGGGGGCAGCAGCUGGUGGCGUGGUUGCCGGCGGUGGUGCAGCAGCUUCCCACGGCGGCGGCACCGCAGACGGCCAAGGCGCAGUUCAUUGUGGAUGUGAACAAAGCUAUCAGUGACAAAGAGCCGGACAAGGUGAAGUAUGCGCUGCUGGGGCUGCACCGGGCGUCGAAAAAGGCGCGGGAGCGGAGACGGGGCGGGGCGCUGGAGCAGUAG